Cyprinus carpio (common carp) is the source of this 3349-nucleotide messenger RNA. Its product is annotated as cGMP-dependent protein kinase 1. Gene Ontology annotation, molecular function: cGMP-dependent protein kinase activity; ATP binding. The record is from RefSeq and is a predicted model, not a curated record. NCBI's taxonomy places the organism in Eukaryota, Metazoa, Chordata, Actinopteri, Cypriniformes, Cyprinidae. Gene Ontology annotation, biological process: protein phosphorylation.
CUUCAUGAAGAAACUUGGAGCUGUCUCAGAUUCAGGAAAUUGUGGACUGCAUGUACCCUGUGGAGUAUGAUAAAGAUAGUUGUAUCAUCAAAGAAGGCGAUGUGGGCUCCCUGGUCUAUGUAUGGAAGAUGGCAAGGUGGAGGUGACAAAGGAAGGCAUGAAACUCUGCACUAUGGGACCAGGGAAGGUGUUCGGAGAGCUUGCUAUCCUCUAUAACUGCACCAGGACUGCUACGGUACAGACCCUCACAAAUGUGAAGUUAUGGGCCAUUGACCGCCAGUGUUUCCAGACCAUCAUGAUGAGGACCGGACUCAUCAAGCAUGCAGAGUACAUGGAGUUUCUGAAGAGCGUUCCAACAUUCCAAGGCCUUCAAGAAGAAAUACUUAGCAAGCUAGCUGAUGUGCUGGAGGAGACUCACUACAGUGAUGGAGAGUACAUUAUUAGACAAGGUGCCAGAGGGGACACGUUCUUUAUCAUUAGCAAGGGAAAGGUGAACGUUACUCGAGAAGAUCCACCCAAUGGGACCCCUGUCUAUCUGCGGGCAUUAGGUAAAGGAGACUGGUUUGGAGAAAAAGCCCUUCAAGGAGAAGACAUCAGGACGGCUAAUGUCAUUGCUGCUGAAGCUGUCACCUGCCUCGUCAUCGACAGAGAGUCCUUCAAACACUUGAUUGGAGGUCUGGACGACGUCUCUAACAAAGGCUAUGAUGAUGCUGGUGCCAAAGCGAAAUACGAGGCAGAGAAUGCCUUCUUCUCCAACCUGAAACUGGUGGACUUCAACAUCAUCGACACCUUGGGAGUUGGAGGAUUUGGAAGAGUUGAGCUGGUGCAGCUCAAGAGUGAAGAGACCAAAACAUUUGCAAUGAAGAUUCUGAAGAAACGUCACAUCGUGGACACGCGGCAACAGGAGCACAUCCGCUCUGAGAAACAGAUCAUGCAGGAGGCUCAUUCAGACUUCAUUGUAAGGUUGUACAGGACUUUCAAAGACAGUAAAUAUCUGUACAUGUUGAUGGAGGCUUGUCUAGGCGGAGAGCUUUGGACCAUACUUAGAGACAGAGGAUCAUUUGAAGACUCCACUACACGGUUUUAUACAGGCUGUGUGGUUGAAGCCUUCGCAUACCUGCAUUCCAAGGGAAUAAUUUACCGUGAUUUAAAGCCAGAAAAUCUCAUUCUGGAUCACAGAGGGUAUGCCAAGCUUGUAGACUUUGGCUUUGCUAAAAAGAUUGGUUUUGGGAAGAAAACGUGGACUUUCUGUGGAACGCCGGAGUAUGUAGCCCCAGAGAUCAUACUGAAUAAAGGACAUGACAUCUCAGCAGACUACUGGUCAUUGGGAAUUCUUAUGUAUGAACUCUUGACUGGAAGCCCACCAUUCUCAGGACCGGAUCCAAUGAAGACAUAUAAUAUAAUUUUAAGAGGAAUCGACAUGAUAGAAUUUCCAAAGAAGAUCACCAAAAAUGCAGGCAAUCUAAUUAAAAAACUAUGCAGGGACAAUCCAUCUGAGAGGCUAGGAAACUUGAAAAAUGGAGUAAAAGAUAUCCAAAAGCACAAAUGGUUUGAAGGCUUUAACUGGGAAGGGCUGCGCAAAGGAACUCUCACCCCUCCAAUUAUUCCUGAUGUUGCAAGCCCGACUGACACCAGUAACUUUGAUAGCUUUCCUGAGGACAAUGAGGAUCCUCCUCCAGAUGACAAUUCCGGCUGGGACACUGAUUUCUAAAAAUGAAACUUGUAACAUGCCCUGCCCUGGAGUGUCUCGUGUGGUUUGUCAGCGAAGAGAAGAAUGGAAGACGUCUAGCCCAGCUCUGUGACACCAAGUUGCCUUCGCACAUACUUCUGUCCUGCGAUGCCAUUGGGGCGUCUCAGCUUCCCGCCGCACCUCACAACUACCGUGAACUGUCCUAAUGAGAAAGGCCUGGAGUCCAUAUUUCCAACACGGCUUUAGAUAUGGACUCAGACUGCCUCAUGCUGGAGCCGAUGUCUUAUAAAUGAGCCCUUCAUUAUUAUUUUUUCUUUGCUGUUUUAUGUUUGACUGAUUGCACAAGCAGUGGUUUCAGGUUUUAAGUCUGGGUCUUAAAAAGAGAAUCAUAAGAAGAGACCGUACUACGAUCCGGAGUGAGUUUUGAUAAUGUUUCUAAGAUGCAUUUUAGGACGGAAUUUAGUUUGUGGUUACUUCUGAUUGUAUGACAUUUGUGUAUGAAUAUGGCUAAUAUAUUUGGAACAGAAACACACCAGUGUCAAAUACUUAAAAAAGGUAAAAGGUAUGAUACAUAUGAUUUAAAUUAAUUUCCUUUUUAUGCAUAUUCCUCUUAAAGGAAUAGUUCACCCAAAAAUGAAAAUUCUGUUGGAAUCAUGUUGUUCCAAACCUGUAUGAUUUUCUUUCUUCUGUGGAACACAAAAUAAUAUAUUUAGAAAAAUUUUAUUAUAUUAAGUCAUUGGGAACCAAAGCUGUUCUGUUACCAACAUUCUUCAAAAUAUCUUAUUUUGUGUUCCACAGAAAAAAGAAAGUCAUAAAGGUUUGGAACGACAUGUGGGUGAGCAAAUGAUGACAGUAUUUACAAUUUUGGGUGGACUACCCCUUUAAAUGCUUAUUAGAAGUAUUAUUUUAAGGCUUAUGAAUAUGGUUUGGUUUUUAUAAAGGGAAACUGAUUAUUUUUUUUAUUUCUAGUUUUUUUUUUUAAGACAAUGGAAAUCCACUCAAAUAAUGAACCAGCCUCAAUACAGUUUGUGCACCACUAGAGGGCAGUUUUUUUUUCUAAAACACACACUGUACUUCCCCAGUAGAAGGGCAGUCAAGUCACAGCAUCCCAGAUAAAAUGUGGGUAAGAUCAGAACUGUGUUUAUGAAGUUACAUAAUCAGUUCUAUUAUUGAUACCAGACAUACUUUCAGAAUAUCAUUCACCAAUCAUAUUCAUGACUCUAUGUGACUUAUUUAAACAAUGACGAGAAGACUGCCUGUAGCUUGAACACAAAGUGCUGUGCUGGAAAACCAAUUACGUAAUCUUAUUUAUUGUAGGACCAGGAGUAAAUAUAUAUAUAUAUAUAUAUAUACAUACAGUGGUAAUAUUUUUGUGAUAUUUGUAGAGAUUUAUUGUCAGAGUAAAACCAGUCCAGACCAGCUAUUUUAGUUCUCUGUUAUCUUUACUUUUCAAGAUGGAUAUUUUGUGCUCACCAUAUAUCUUUUGGCAUUGUUGAAAGUGCCUUAACACAAUGGCAUCCAGAAUUCACCCUGCUUGUUUUGAUGCUGCACAACUAGGUCAGACACCUCAAACAUGUUCUUCUUAUUCAGUUGUGGCUUUUUUAAAGGUACAGAAAUUUAUAUGCCAUUUUCUUACAAUAAAAGCAUCUUUCGAAGUAA